AUGCAGUCACACGCUGCCUCUUUUCGCAUGAAGCUCUCGUGCGCUAGGUGCAGAGAUCGAAAGCUGAAAUGCGAUCGAGGUGAACCAGAAUGCAGCAGAUGCCAGGCCAGUGGUGUGCAGUGCGUGUAUCCCGAGAAGCGGAAAGCCCGCGGACCGCCACAUAGAACCGAAAUCCAUCGUCUAGACCACCGGCUGGAGGCUCUGGAGGAACGCCUGAAGACAGACUCGCCUACAACGCAGGCCAGCAGCGUCCAGCCGAGUGAGAUAGCUCCAAAUCUCGAAUCGGAACCAGGACAUGAGACUUUCUUAUAUAAAAUGGUUAGUGGUGCAAAGGACAGCAUCGAAUCCCUCACGAACCAAACUCGACUGGCCUCGAAGCCCCCGUUAAACAAUGCAAUCACACGGCUGGACACGGCAUUGGACCAGCUGGCUGCUCCGAGCCCUCGUCCGGACAAAAGUGUGGUGGACAACCGCAGAGGCUAUCUGCUGUCUGACGAUGUAAAACGAUAUAUAGACACCUUUCUGGAUAUGCUUCUACAGCAUUUCACCAUAUUUGACUCAUUCUCCGCCGUAGUUGAUCCCGAAUUCCUGAGAGCAAUGCCUCAUAUAAUCGACUCCCCAUACGCCCAGGUUGACCCCGUAAUGCGAGUGAUCUACUACAGCGCCAUCUACUUUGGCCAGACUAUCGGGACCGACGGCGAGGAAAGACUGGGGACCAGAACCUACUACCUGUGUCUUCAGUCGGUGCCCAAAUGGCUGGAGUCCGCAAAAGGGACGCAGCUGGACCUUCUUGCUGCCUCUUUGGUUGCGUGGAUGGCUAUCAACAACUUUGACUACCACCUAGCAUGGCAGUUCCACCGCGAGGCCUGUCGAUUCGGCGACCUGCUGGGGAUUCACAACGUAGACCUAAGCCCGGCUCGCUCGCCCGAGGAAGAGGCUGCAAAAGAAACGCAGCGGCGACUGCACUGGUUCUUGGUUGAAAUCGAUUUCCUUUUCAGGGUGUGGUACGACAAGCCCAGGGCUCUCCGGUGUCCACCAACUCAAGUCCGUCUGCCUGCGAUCAUCUCGCCAGCAACUGCGCAGCCAAAACGUGGUGACUGCGCACUCUUCAUCCUGUGGUCGCGGACGCUCUUCAUCCUUGACGACUACUUCAACGCCGUCGAGACCCUAGUGGAGAGAGACCUUGUCCGACGGAUAGACCACUACUGUAACCAGUUGAUAGAGCUUCAUGACGACUGGGAUCUGUUGUCGGUGGCUAGGUCGCUCAGAAUAAGCCAGUUCGAAUGCUGGAUGUACGCAGAGACCGCCAUUACCUUCCACAGCAUCAUCAUCACUAUGCGGCGCAGGAUAACGCCAGCAGGCCAGGCAACGCACCCACAGGCAGUCCAGUCUGCUCGGGCAAUCAUCAGCAUCAUUCACGAGUGGUCGAGGAAGGAUCUCGCACCAUACGGAGAGCGUCUUAAUACGCACUUCCUCUCGUUCUAUCCGUUCUGCGCUUUCUUCACGCUCUACUACCAUAUCCUGUCGUCGACCGACCUUGGCGAGUGUGAAAGCGAUAUCUGCAGUCUGGAGGCUCUCGUGGGAAUCAUCACAGUUAAAUCUUCUGUCCGGCCCGACUUCGCCCCAAUUGCGAAUGCUCUGGGGGCAUUGAAUGAUGUCUCACGAGCAGUACACUCUGGUCGAGCGCCUGCACAGGGCCUCACGGUGGUCUUCCAGGGGCCGCAGCCUACAGCGAGUCUAGAUCCUGGCUCGUCCGACAGUCGUGAGCAAGGUGAUGCUCAAGUCCCUUCCCAACCAAACCCGGGUCUCCAGCCUCUUCCGCCAUUUGAGUCAAUGCAGAGUCUCUCGGCGGGCGCUCCCUUGCAAGCAGAGAACCAAUUUGACGACACAUUCGGCAUUCCCUUUGAGCUUCAACAUCAGAUCGCCCUUGACUGGGACCCUGAAACCGGGGGGAAUGACCCAGCCAGGCCCGGGACUGGCCAGACGCUGUCAGAGCCGGUGGACUUUGUGAGGGCAAUCGAGAGCGAACUCAUUUGGCGGAACUGGCACGAGAGCUGGUGGAAUUGA
Molecule: messenger RNA, 2067 nt
Organism: Aspergillus puulaauensis
Lineage: Eukaryota; Fungi; Ascomycota; Eurotiomycetes; Eurotiales; Aspergillaceae
Exons: 8
Coding region: 1-2067 (688 amino acids)
Biological process (GO): regulation of DNA-templated transcription
Molecular function (GO): DNA-binding transcription factor activity, RNA polymerase II-specific; zinc ion binding
Source: RefSeq, a predicted model, not a curated record